AGUUUGAUUUCAGUAAGCCAAGUGUAAUUUACUAUGCUAUAAGUAAGCAUAGAAUAUCUCAUGGGAUGUGUUUACACGUUAAAAAAAAAAAAAAAGCCCAGGCAGCCCAGCCGCCUGUUCUGGCCCCUCGGGGCCCUUGUACACAUGGAAGCCAUGUGGCCUGCCACCAUGUGACCUGGGGGAUCUGGGUCAACAAGUCUUGCUUUGAUCAGGCUGAGCGGGCUUUUGUGGAGUGGUCUCAGACCUUGCUGCUGGCAGUAGAGGGGAGCCACAGGCAGGGGACUCCUGACACAGGCCAGCAGGCUGUCUCUCCUGACCUGGUCUUGGCCUGCCAGCCUUGCCCACCAACUAAUGGUCAGCCUCCUCUGGGCAGCCUGCAGGCACUGGUUCGGGAGGUGUGGCUGGAGAAGCCCCGGUAUGAUGCAGCUGAAAGGGGCUUCUAUGAGGCCCUAUUUGAUGGCCACCCCCCAGGGAAAGUACGACUGCAAGAACGAGCCAGUCAGGCAGAGGGUGCCCGGAGGGGCCGUAGAGACCGUCGGAGUCGCAAUGCUGUAGGAAACAAGCGAGCUGGGUCAAAACGGGCCGAUGGGGAGGCACCCUCUGCUCUGCCCUACUGGUACUUCCUACACAAGGAUGCAGAGGCCCCCUGGCUCAGCAAGCCUACCUACGACAGCGCUGAGUGCCGCCACCAUGCUGCUGAGGCCCUCCGCAUAGCCUGGCGCCUAGAAGCUGCCUCACUGGCUCACCGACCCAUGCCCCGUUCUGGCCCAUCCAUGUCCAGCCUAAGACCCAACAGAAAAAUGGCUACAAACUUUCUAGUGCAUGAGAAGAUCUGGUUUGACAAGUUCAAAUAUGAUGACGCAGAAAGGAAAUUCUACGAGCAGAUGAAUGGGCCUGUGACUGCUGGCUCCCGCCAGGAGAAUGGUGCCAGCGUGAUCCUCCGUGACAUUGCAAGAGCCAGAGAGAACAUCCAGAAAUCCCUGGCCGGACUCAAGGUGAUGCUGCCCAACUCCCCUGAGGCCCUGGGCCAGGCUACCCCUGGGACUAGCUCAGGCCCUGGGGCCUCCAGUGGACCUGGUGGAGAUCAUAGUGAGCUCAUUGUAAGGAUUGCCAGUCUGGAAGUGGAGAACCAGAAUCUUCGAGGCGUGGUACAUGAUCUGCAGCAGUCCAUUUCCAAGUUGGAGGUCAGGCUGAACACUCUGGAGAAGAGUUCACCUACUCACAGAGCCACAGCCCCUCAGACGCAACAUGUGUCUCCUAUGCGUCAAGUGGAGCCCCCAACCAAGAAGGCGGCCACACCGGCAGAGGAUGAUGAGGACGAUGACAUUGACCUGUUCGGCAGUGAUGAGGAGGAAGAAGAUAAGGAGGCAGCCCGACUACGAGAGGAGAGGCUUCGUCAGUAUGCAGAGAAGAAAGCCAAGAAACCCUCACUGGUGGCCAAAUCCUCCAUCCUCUUGGAUGUCAAACCUUGGGAUGAUGAGACAGAUAUGGCCCAGCUGGAGACUUGUGUACGUUCCAUCCAACUGGACGGGCUGGUCUGGGGGGGCUCCAAGCUCGUGCCUGUUGGCUAUGGUAUCCGGAAGUUGCAGAUCCAGUGUGUGGUGGAAGAUGACAAAGUAGGCACCGACUUGCUAGAAGAGGAGAUCACCAAGUUUGAGGAGCAUGUGCAGAGUGUUGACAUCGCAGCUUUCAACAAGAUCUGAAAGUCCAAGAGUGUGGUUCACGUGUGUGAGGACCUGCUGAGAUUAAAGACAGACUCUGCACUCUG
Molecule: messenger RNA, 1768 nt
Organism: Cricetulus griseus (Chinese hamster)
Lineage: Eukaryota; Metazoa; Chordata; Mammalia; Rodentia; Cricetidae
Source: RefSeq, a predicted model, not a curated record